GUUCAGCAGCGCGUUUUCAGUCGCUACGUGAAACUCGCCGCACACACAACGGAAACGCGCGCAAACCGAAUUGAAAUCGCGUCAAAACUUUCUGAAGAUAUAUCCAAUUAUAUAUCUGUACCUACAGAUAUCAUACGAGCACUAAUCAAUUGCAAGGCCAUAAAGAGUCGAUUGGUUCCAAACACCCACUGGGACCAUCCCAUUCAGCAAAAGUAGAAAGUUUGAUAUCGUCUGUAAUCCGCAUCUUAAUUUGCCAAAAUGGCAAAACCUCUAUUGAACUCCUGCUGCCUGUGUCAGUCGACGCGGAAUGGCUCCUUUAUCUCCGGCAUCCUGGCCAUUGUCCUAUCCAUCAUCACCAUUGUGGUGAUCUUCACAACGAGAGUGCAUUUCCAGACGAUCGUAUUUGACUUUAUACCCAAUGACAUUGUCAAGAUAAUACUUGUCAUCAACCUGUGCAUGACCAUAUUUAUAUCGCUGCUAAUGAUCGCAGGCGCCCUCAAGCGCAACCACUACCUGAUGGUGCCCUGGGUGGUGCUUGGGAUCAUGAUAGCCAUUGGACUGCUGAUCUCAGUCAUCUACACGGCCGUCGUCUUCUUCAUUGAUGGCUAUGUGUUGACGGGUGUUCUCUGGCUGAUAUUUGGCUUAAUUUGUUGCGCGGUCCUUACCUAUUGCUGGUGCGUCGUCUACAGCGAAUAUGUUAAUCUCUCCGAGGAGAACGAGCGUGGACGAUACAACAAGCAGCCAUACCGCCGCUAAGGA
This is a messenger RNA of Drosophila obscura, 759 nucleotides long. RefSeq lists its product as uncharacterized. NCBI's taxonomy places the organism in Eukaryota, Metazoa, Arthropoda, Insecta, Diptera, Drosophilidae. The record is from RefSeq and is a predicted model, not a curated record. The transcript has 4 exons. Bases 259 to 756 code for a protein of 165 amino acids.